CAGGCGCAGGCGCAGGCGCGAGUCAUUAUGGCGGCCCGCACUGGCUCGAUGACCGGCUUGCUGUGUGUCCGUUGGUGGAGUAGCGCGCCGCUUGCGGUCGGACGACUCUCUCUAGCCGCCUGUCGGCGAUGGGCCGGCUCCUCGGCAGACACCGUGUACGAUGUGGUGGUGUCAGGAGGAGGCCUGGUGGGCGCUGCCAUGGCUUGCGCCUUGGGACAUGACAUUCAUUUUCGUGACAAGAAAAUCCUUUUGCUAGAGGCGGGUCCAAAGAAAGUACUGGAGAAGCUGUCAGACACUUACAGCAACAGAGUCAGCUCCAUCUCCCCUGGCUCUGCAACCCUGCUCAGUAGUUUUGGUGCAUGGGACCACAUCUGCAAUAUGCGGUGCAAAGCCUUCCGGCGGAUGCAGGUGUGGGACUCCUGCUCAGAGGCCCUGAUCAUGUUCGACAGGGAUAACUUAGAUGACAUGGGCUACAUAGUGGAAAAUGACGUCAUCAUGUGUGCUCUCACAAAGCAGUUGGAGGCUGUGGCAGACCGUGUGAGGGUUCUCUACAGGAGCAAAGCUGUUGACUAUGCCUGGCCUGCCCCAUUUUCCAUGACAGACUCCAGCCCUUGGGUCCAAAUUACCCUAGGUGAUGGCAGCACCCUCCAGACCAAACUGUUGAUUGGUGCUGAUGGGCACAACUCAGGAGUAAGACGAGCUGCUGGGAUCCAGAAUGUUAGCUGGACCUAUGACCAGUCUGCUGUGGUGGCCACUCUGCAUUUAUCAGAGGCCACAGAAAACAAUGUAGCCUGGCAAAGAUUUCUCCCCUCUGGGCCUAUUGCUCUACUCCCGCUCUCAGAUACCUUGAGUUCCUUGGUUUGGUCCACAUCCCAUGAUCAUGCAGCAGAGCUGGUCAGCAUGGGUGAGGAAGAGUUUGUGGAUGCCAUCAACUCUGCCUUUUGGAGUGAUGCGAACCACACAGACUUCGUCGACUCGGCCAGCACCAUGUUGCGCUAUGUCGUCACCCUUCUGAAGCCCACUAGGGUCUCAGCUCGUCAGUUGCCCCCAAGUAUAGCCAAGGUGGAUGCUAAAAGCAGAGCCCUCUUUCCUCUGGGACUGGGACAUGCUGCUGAUGAUGCAGCCCACAGAGUCCAUCCACUUGCAGGACAAGGUGUCAACAUGGGCUUCGGGGAUAUUUCCAGCUUGGUUCAUCAUCUCAGUACAGCGGCCUUCAACGGGAAGGACUUAGGUUCCAUGAGCCACCUCGCAGGCUAUGAGACAGAUAGGCAGCGUCACAAUACUGCCCUUCUGGCUGCUACUGACCUAUUGAAAAGGCUCUAUUCCACCAAUGCCACUCCACUGGUGCUGCUCAGGACAUGGGGCUUGCAGGCAACUAACGCAGUGUCUCCUCUCAAAGAACAGAUAAUGGCCUUUGCCAGCAAGUGAGCACUCCUCUCCUGGGGAUCAUGUUGAUGACAGAGACCAUCUAGCCCUGUGACCAUCAGAAUGCGUUUCCAAGAUGGUUUCAUAAAUUUACACUAGAACUGUGUCUGUUUUCCUCUUCUGCUUAAUGGGCCUGUGUAGCCAAAAAAUGAGUGACAUUUAAGGAAAAAACCCAAAGGAAAACUGUUUGAUUGAAAGGAGCUUUUUAUUACUAAACAGACAAGUUACUGAGCUGGUAUCUCCUCAUUUCACUUGGUAAGAAUACUUUCUAAACAGAAUACCUUAAUACAGGUCAUAAAUUUAUACAAUUAUCUUGACAAAGAAUCAGAAAUACUUGGUACAUUUUUGUUAGAUUGUUUUAAAAUUAACACUGGCAUGCAAAUUAAAUACACAUUGCUUUGACAAAGUACACCAGUCUUUAAGGGGGAAGUGAAGAAACAGCCAGGUCUUAUUAAUGCUUUAGGCUUUCUUAUACAUUUCAGUUUUGUUUACACUCCUCUCUGUGAUGUCAUUUUCUGUUGAUUCUGUUAUUAAAAACAAUAAAUAACCUUACUGCACACACAGCUGCAGAGGCCUCAGGGACAACCUGUCCAUGCAUGUGUGGUGGAGUGGUUUCUGACUUGGGGUUUUGAUGUACUGACUGCACAGCACCAGAGAGGCCUCCAGAAGAGAACUUACCUGUGUUAGAUAAGAACCCUGGACAGAAUAUCUUGCCCAGAAGUCUGUUUUGAAAAGAUGAAGUAAGAAUGUCUCCUUUCAACUACACUAAACUGUUGGUAUAACUUUUGGAGAGAUAAGAUAGCUAUUGCAACGGGACAGCUUUUUAAACAAUGUAGAAAACUUAGUACAAAGUAAUAUGUCAGUAAAUCCAGAAAAUGUCCCCAGAAUAAAAGAUGGUAGCUGUUGGGAAAAACUGAUGGCCAGAGACUAUCAGGACAAGGUCACCUUUUCCAAAAAGUUAGCCCUGAUAAGAAUACUGACUCUCUAAUAUACAGAAAAAUUAAAAAGUUAAAGAGAUGAGAACUUUAAGGCACACAUUGUAAGGACAUCUGUGACUCAGAUGUUCUUCAUAUAAUAGUGAUAAUACACACAGCAUCUACCACGCACCAGACCACAUCCUAGGUAUUUAAAUUAUAUUUACAUUUUCACAGAGAUGGAACUUGCCAGCAACAUCAAAUCAGAAUACAUAGGAC
This is a messenger RNA of Myodes glareolus (Bank vole), 2618 nucleotides long. It is a transcript of the gene Coq6, whose product is annotated as coenzyme Q6, monooxygenase. The record is from RefSeq and is a predicted model, not a curated record. Gene Ontology annotation, molecular function: 4-hydroxy-3-all-trans-polyprenylbenzoate oxygenase activity; FAD binding. Lineage: Eukaryota; Metazoa; Chordata; Mammalia; Rodentia; Cricetidae. Gene Ontology annotation, cellular component: mitochondrion. Gene Ontology annotation, biological process: ubiquinone biosynthetic process.